Phymastichus coffea is the source of this 2152-nucleotide messenger RNA. It is a transcript of the gene Nmt, whose product is annotated as glycylpeptide N-tetradecanoyltransferase 1. The record is from RefSeq and is a predicted model, not a curated record. The coding region runs from base 113 to 1585 and encodes 490 amino acids. Gene Ontology annotation, biological process: N-terminal peptidyl-glycine N-myristoylation. Gene Ontology annotation, molecular function: glycylpeptide N-tetradecanoyltransferase activity. Lineage: Eukaryota; Metazoa; Arthropoda; Insecta; Hymenoptera; Eulophidae. The transcript has 7 exons. Gene Ontology annotation, cellular component: cytoplasm.
GAUGUGGCGCUCGUAGUUUCGGCUCGUACUCGACUUUUCAUGCAUUUAUAUUUUAAUUUAGCUGCGCGUCUUUUAUAUAAAAAGUGCUGCUGAGAUCAAGCAUAUAACGACAAUGGAAAGAACCGCGGAUUUGGAAAAAAUCAAGUCGGAAGUGGUGAAGAAGCCGGCUCACGAUGAUAAAAUUCACGACAAAGAUGGCAGAAGCAAGAGCUCGAAAAAACAAAAGAAAAAGGCUCAGGCUGGCACUGUGGCCAAAGCAGAAAGCAAUGACGUAGAUGCCAAUACAGAUCCGACGACCGAUGGAACCUCGUUGCCUGUAUCGCCACAAGUGCCUAGCACUUAUACCAAUAUUUCUAUCAAAGACAUACAAAUGGCUAUGGACAUCUUGAACUUGCAACAUAAACCUGCAAAAACUCAAGAGGAAGCAAUGCAGAAGCCUUACCAAUUUUGGAGUACUCAACCAGUACCUAAAAUGGAUGAAAAAAUUACGUGCAACGAACCAAUAGAGCCAGACAAGGAGUCUGUCAGAGUUGAACCUUAUUCCCUCCCAUCUGAUUUCCAUUGGGAUACAUUGAAUCUAGAUGAUCCAUUAGUUCUUGCAGAAUUGUAUGCACUGCUUUCAGAAAAUUAUGUUGAAGAUGAUGAUGCUAUGUUUAGGUUUGAUUAUCCACCUGCCUUUUUGAAAUGGGCUCUGCAACCUCCAGGAUGGUGCAAUGAAUGGCACUGUGGUGUACGAGUAACUAAAAGCAGCCGUUUGGUGGGCUUCAUAUCUGCCAUACCAGCGACAGUGCGAAUUUAUGACAAAGUCCAAAAAAUGGUAGAAAUUAACUUUUUAUGUGUUCAUAAAAAACUGCGAUCAAAACGCGUUGCUCCUGUUUUGAUUCGUGAAAUCACGAGAAGAGUCAAUUUAACGGGAAUAUUUCAGGCGGUAUAUACUGCCGGUAUCGUGCUUCCCAAACCUAUUUCUACAUGUAGAUAUUGGCAUCGUUCGUUGAACCCGAAAAAACUGAUUGAAAUAAAGUUUUCGCAUUUGUCGAGAAACAUGACGAUGCAAAGAACUUUGAAAUUGUACAGAUUACCAGAAAGCACAAAGGUUCCAGGAUAUAGAAAGUUGAUGGCUGAGGAUAUACCGCAGUGUCAUAAACUCAUGAACGAGUAUCUCAGCAAAUUUGAUCUGGCGCCUAUAUUCACGGAAGAAGAGUUUAGACAUUGGUUUUUUCCUCAAAGUGGCAUAGUUGAUAGCUUUGUUGUAGAUAAUCCCGAGUUGAAGAAGAUAACGGACAUGGUUAGCUACUACACGCUACCUAGUUCUGUAAUGCAUCAUCAAACACACAAAACCCUUCGAGCGGCUUACAGCUUCUAUAAUGUAUCAACCGUAACGUCUUGGCAAGAUCUCAUGACGGAUGCUCUUAUAUCGGCAAAAAACUUGGGAUUCGACGUGUUCAACGCGCUCGAUUUGAUGGAUAACAAGGAAUUUUUGGAGCAAUUGAAAUUUGGCAUUGGUGAUGGUAAUCUUCAGUAUUACCUGUAUAAUUGGCGAUGUCCCAGCAUGUCGCCAAAUAAGAUUGGUCUUGUUUUGCAAUAAAUUUGCAACAAGAUUUAAGGGAAAGGGACGGAGAGGAAACAAAAGACAUUAUCUACGAAAUGCACCAUUCAUACGACACGAUAAAGUUCGAGGAAGAAGAUGUGGAUAUACAAAAGUAGGCUUUAUCCAGAAUGCUAUUGAAUCGAUUAUGAUCAUUGAAUUGAGCUUGGGAAGCGAGGACUCUAUGAAAGACGCGUUGAUAUUAUUAGCUGUUAUUGUUGGUACUUUUCUGCUACUGCAUGACUGUAAGCGACGAAUUCCUGCUUAACAAAAUGGCGUAUCACUGGUGUAGAUACAAAAUGUAGGUAUAAUUAGCGUGAAGAAGAGUAAACGAAGCAAAAGUCAUUGCAGAAUGGUGGACGAGGCGAUGAAUGUCGAAGCACUCAAAAAUUGAUCAAAAAAUAUUGUCUCAUUGUUUGGUCGUUGCGUUUUGCAAGAUGAAUUUUUAUUGAAUAGAUGAAUUGUGCUAAUAGGAGAUAAUACGACAUUUAAAAGGAGAGCAAGCGCACGUAUGGUUGGAAACCUUGGCGCAAUCGCUAUACUGAAUUGUCAAUAAUAAAGCACCAG